AUGGGCUCCAUGGGCUCCCAUACCACAGUUGGUGUCCUUGGUGCCACUGGGGCCGUUGGUCAUUCCGUGGUUCAAGGGCUCCUUUCUUCAGAGUUCAAUUUUAGGAUUGUAUCUUUAACCCGUCAAUCAUCGGUGGGCAGCGCCAUCAAUGAAAACUUACGAAAGGAGGGGCUUGAUAUCGUCGGCUAUGAUUUGGCUCAACCGCAGGACAUUCUCGUGAAUAAGUUGCAAGGAAUUGACGUCCUCAUUUCUUGUAUGAAUUGGGAGAAUUUACACCUCCAAAAACACUGGGUUGAACCCGCAAAGUUAGCGGGUGUCAAGCGGUUUAUACCUUCGGAAUGGGUGGCGCCUACACCACCAGGUGUUAGUAAUGUUCAAGACGCGAAACUGGAUGUUAUGGCUACUAUUCAACGAGCUCAUCUGCCAUACACUGUCAUUGACGUGGGUUGUUGGUAUGAAGUCUUUGUUCCUAAGAUCCCGUCUGGCAGGUCAGAUCACGCUCAUUGGGACCUUAUCGACCACCGGAUUGUCGAUGAUGGAAACCAAAACUUUGCUCUGAUUGACCAGCUUGAUAUUGGUAGAUAUGUGGCUUGUAUUAUCACCGACCCUCGAACCAUCAACAAACGCGUCUUUGCGUAUACCGAGGUUCUGAGUAUGAAUGAAAUAUGGAACACCAUGGCUAUUGCAAGCGGAGAAGAGCCCAUCAAAGAUCAUGUCUCGGUCCAGGAACUUGAAGCACUUAUUGAGAAUCAUCCCAAAAGCCUUCAAAACAAUCCGCCGCUCCAGGAUAUUGUGAACUUCAACAUGGCACAGUUUCGAAUAUCCUGGUGCAUUCGAGGAUAUAAUACGCCGGAAUAUGCACAUUAUCUUGGGUACCUGGAUUUCAGUCAGCUUUUUCCUGACUUUCCAAAGGGAAAAAGCCUUGAGCGUUAUUAUCGCGAAAUUGUCAAUAGAUCGGUGGAAAAUGGUGAGUAA
Molecule: messenger RNA, 975 nt
Organism: Penicillium brevicompactum
Lineage: Eukaryota; Fungi; Ascomycota; Eurotiomycetes; Eurotiales; Aspergillaceae
Exons: 4
Coding region: 1-975 (324 amino acids)
Source: RefSeq, a predicted model, not a curated record